This is a messenger RNA of Aureobasidium musti, 813 nucleotides long. NCBI's taxonomy places the organism in Eukaryota, Fungi, Ascomycota, Dothideomycetes, Dothideales, Saccotheciaceae. The record is from the annotation of a GenBank genome assembly.
AUGGCUGCCACCGAAGAUCAGAAUGCUCUAGCCCGCUUCUACAACAACAAACAAUUCUCGGAUGUCAUUGUCAAGUACGGCGAGAACGAAUUGUACGCACACAAGGUCAUUCUUGCAGAACGGUCCGCAUAUUUUGCAAGAGCGUUUCUUGGCCAGUUUGCGGUUGCUUCAAGCUCUACCAUUGAUCUAGGAGAUGAAGAUGAUCCUGAGAUGAUUCGCGAAAUGAUACGAUCAAUGUACGUUCGCGAUGACGCACUCAGAUACUCCGUUAUGCAUCAAGACGAAAGGUCCCUAGCAUCGCUAGUUGAUAUGUUCAUACUUGCCGACAAGUAUGACCUUCCGCAGCUACGCCGCAAGCUCUCCUAUACAUUCGAGGCCAAGCUGGAUGACCAUUACUCUAGCCAUGAAGACGAGUUUAUUCGGACUAUCAUAGCUAGGGUCUGCGGACCUGCUGCCAUCCAGUUCGCCGAUAAGGCCUUGCAGCGCUCGGUUUCAAAGCAUUGUAAGAUGCAUUAUGCAGAUCUACUCCAGCACAGCCGAUUUGUCGACCAGUACACAGAAGGAACACUGUUCAACAGCGAAUUUGCCCUUGCUUUCAACCUCCAUAUCGACUGCAUUGCACUCGGUAGCCAAGAUGAGCCCAACUUGAUCGAAACCAUGAUACAUAAACUCUAUGAUCUGCAGUAUAAUCCCGACCCAGAAGACUGGAUCACCUUUAGUGCAGACAUGUAUCUGGUCGCCAAGAAAUACGGCUUGGACAAGAUUGCAAAAGUCACUUGGAGAACUUCGGACUUGCAGUCUGCGACGACGUGA